Messenger RNA from Leptopilina boulardi, 2782 nucleotides. Its product is annotated as P-granule-associated novel protein 1-like. NCBI's taxonomy places the organism in Eukaryota, Metazoa, Arthropoda, Insecta, Hymenoptera, Figitidae. The transcript has 2 exons. Gene Ontology annotation, molecular function: protein binding. The record is from RefSeq and is a predicted model, not a curated record. Bases 557 to 1957 code for a protein of 466 amino acids.
CAAACAUUGUAACAAUAAUUUUAUUACUUUUUUUUUUUAGCUUUUAAAGAUAAUUUUAAAAUAAUAUUUUUGUUUAUUUCAAAUUCAGUAUCUUAAAUGAAAUAUAAGUUUUAGUCGUAGUUAAAAAUUUGAUAACAAAGUUCACAUCAGUCAAUUUCAUAUCGUCAAAUUUCUGUUGAAUUUUAAUUUAGAGUCAAGAGAGUUUUACAAGCAAGAUCAAUUUUUUAUUCUCCAUACGUUGUCUUAAAUAAUUAUCCAUUUAAUUUUAAUGAAAAACAAAGAAAAAUUUAGACAGUGUUAGAUGAACAAAAAUCAGAAGCAAGGCAAAGGGGAUCAUGAUAAUUUUGCCAAUUUUUGAAGAUGAGAUAACAGAAUUCUAACAACAAUCAAAUUAUGAAAAUCUACAACAGUUAAAAUUGGAAUAAUUGCAGCAGUUUUUAAAUAUCUACAACAGACAGAAUCUGAAAAUUUCCCAACAACUAAAAUCUGAAUAACUACAAUAAUCAAAAUCUGCAAAUUUGCAACAAUUAAAAUCUGAAAAUCUGCAAAACAAAAAAUGGAUUUUCUCUUACAACUAUUUGGAUUGGUUAUAAUUACCCUGUGCUUUGAUUUUGGUGAAAGUUUUCAAACAAAUCCACUUGGAAAUGAUCAACAACUAACAGAAGAACUUCGUUCAUUAGUUGGAGAUUCAGUAUUUGGUUAUGAUAAAUUAUUACUGACAUGGUGUCAAAAACAACAUCCUGACAAUGUUUCAUUAGAUCUUUCAGGAUUGGAAUUAAAAAGACUGUCAGACAAUGUUAUUUCCAGUCAUCACGUCAUUUGCUUAGAUUUGCAAAACAAUAAAUUUCAAUAUAGGAUACUAUUUCAACUCUUUUAUAAUCAGCGAAAUCUUGAGUAUCUUAAUUUGGCCAAAACAGGUAUAAACCUACAAUCUUGGCUAUUUUCUGCAUCACAUUCAAAAAUUAAAACUUUAAUUUUCGACAGUGUAAACAAUUAUGACUUCGGUAGAGAGAGAAAAUAUUUACUUCAUUUUCGUUUUCCAAAUUUAGAAAAUCUUUCGAUAAAAAACUUAAAUCCUAAAUUUACUAAGAAUCCAUAUUUUUUCGCUAUGGAUUUAAGAUCAACAAAAUUAACACACUUAUUUUUGUCAGACAAUAAUAUUCAUGAAUUAAAUAAUACGUCUUUUAAAAGAAUCCCCUCAACAUUGACACAUUUAUUUUUAGAAAGAUGUAAUCUUAAUUCAUAUACAGCAUCAAAAAAUUAUACAUUAUCUUUAAUAUCUCUAUCAAUGGAUGGUAAUAAUUUUUCAUGUUCAAAUGAUGGUUGUUUAAAUUUUGAAAAUCAUCCAAAAUUAAAAUAUUUAUCAUUAGCAAAUUGUGAAAUAAUUUCACUUUCAAAUAAUACAUUUUUAUCAAAUUUAAAACUUAUUUAUUUGGAUUUAUCAGGAAAUCAAAUUCAACAAUUAUCAGAAAGGAUAUUUCUCAAAACACCAGUACUAGAAUCAUUAAAUUUAAAUGACAAUAAACUUCAAAAAAUACCAAAUUUUCAUAGUUUGGUAAAUUUAAAGAAAUUAUAUGUCAAAAAUAAUCAAAUAACAAAUUUGAAUAAAGAUUCAUUUAGUAGUAGUUUAGAAAAUUUACAAAUUUUAUCAUUGAGUACAAAUAAUAUUGAUUCUAUUGAUAGUAAUACUUUUGAUAAUUUGUUGAGUUUAAUUGUACUUGAUCUUUCUGGUAAUCAAAUAAGUAAUUUAGAAUAUCGUUCAACAUUCAAUUUGCAAUAUUUGAUUUUAACAAAUAAUACAAUUUCAUCGAUGGAUAAUAUACAAUUGGGAAAUAAUACAACAUUAGAAUAUUUGGUUCUUGUGAAUAAUCCAUUAAUGAGUAUAACGCCUAAAAUGCUUCAAUUUUUGCCUGAUGAUACGACAAUUGUAUUGAAAGAAAAAUCGACUGUGUCAUAAUAAAAGAAAACAUUUAUCUCUAUCUCUAAAUAUAUUUUUUUUUUAAAAAAACAACUAUUCCUUGUUAAAUUAGAGAUAGUUGUAUAAAAAAUAAUUUACGAAAGGCAGAAAAAUUUACCUAUAAUAAUUAUUUUUUUCAUGAUUUUGUUGGCAUCUGUUUAAUGCACAGUGGUGCAAAAUCAAUAUUCUUCUAUCCUUACUGUAAAGAUCAUAAUUUUAAUGCAAAUUGCACCAAUUUUUUUGUAAUUACAAAAAUUUUUAUUACCAAACAAACAGAAAUAUUUUUUAUUGUGCUAUAACUAUUUAUUAUUCCUAAAAUAAUAUAAAUGUAAAACAAUAUAAAUAUAAUCAUUUUAAUUAAGAUUAGAUACAUCAAAUUCUCUUUGUACGUUAAUAAUUUUAUUACUUUUUUUAUCAGUUAGAGAUUUUUUUAAAAAUUCCUUUUAAUGAUUAAUUGAAAUAAAUUUUUUUUUUAUUUCAACUUCAGUUUAUUGUAUCUCUAAUAAAUGAAGUUUUAUUCGAAGAUAAUAAAUAAAAAUUUGAUAAUAAAGUUCACAUGAGUCGAUUUCAUAUCGCCAAAUUUUCUUUUGAAGUAAUUUUAGUUUGAGUCAACAGAGUCUUACAAGCAAGACCAAUUUUUUAUUCUCCAUAUGUUUUCUAAAUAAUUUUCCAUUUGCAUUUUGAAAUAAUGAAACAAAAAAAAAGUUAAAUAAAAAAAUUAAUUACUUAAUUAUAACAAAAAGCAAAGAUAAAUUUAGAAAGUGUUAAGUGAACAAUACUCAAAAGCAAGGCAAACGUGACAAUUUUGCUACUUUUGAAUAUGAG